AUGAAAGGGUUCGCAGGAGCGUGUGUGUCAAUGUGCCGCAAUGACACCAGCUGUCCCGACAACAUGAAGUGCUGUAGUAAUGGGUGUGGCCACGUCUGUAUGAAACCCGUAGACACGUACAACCCGUGCAAGGAACAACGACGACCCCGACAAAGUGCCGCUUACCGCCAGUCAGAGGACGCUGCAAAGGAAGCUUCAGAUCCUGGUUUUACAACACACGAACCAACCGGUGUGAACGCUUUGUGUACGGUGGAUGCCGAGGAAACGCAAACAGGUUCAACACAGCGGCCAGAUGUUACAAAGAAUGUACGUAACCCAGCUGCUAACCCGUGUCAGAGGACGCCAUGUAGUGGGAGAUGUGCUAUAAAAACUGACAAAUUCUGUGACUAUGGCCAUUGUAAUCAGAAAGCUGUGUGUGACUCGAGCAGCGCGAAGUGCCAGGCGGCGCCAGCACCAGGCCCGUGUGAGGCGUUCUUCCCGUCCUGGUUCUACAACGCCACCUCCAGACGGUGCGAGAAGUUCGUGUUUGGGGGUUGCCUUGGAAACGAUAACCGGUUUCCAACGGCCACACGCUGCUACAAUCAGUGUAAUAAAACAGCAAGUCCGUGCACUGUAAGUAUGACGUGGGUCAAAUCAGAUGACGGGGCGAGACGGUUGUGUGCACGAUAUUGGGCGUCUGACUAGUUUGUUUGGAG
Gigantopelta aegis is the source of this 695-nucleotide messenger RNA. RefSeq names its product papilin-like. Bases 1 to 684 code for a protein of 227 amino acids. NCBI's taxonomy places the organism in Eukaryota, Metazoa, Mollusca, Gastropoda, Neomphalida, Peltospiridae. The transcript is spliced from 6 exons. The record is from RefSeq and is a predicted model, not a curated record. Gene Ontology annotation, molecular function: serine-type endopeptidase inhibitor activity. Gene Ontology annotation, cellular component: extracellular region. Gene Ontology annotation, biological process: negative regulation of peptidase activity.